AUGAGACAUCUGUUGUUCUUGGUCAGAGACGUGGAGCUGUUUGAGUGUGGCGCCAGAUUCCAGAAGCCUAUGAUCCCACCUGUGUACGAAGACGAUGGAAAGGAGACUUUUGAGGAGCUCCACGAGAUAAGAAAACUUUUAAGAAUUUAUUGGACUAAAAAAUGGAAUGAUCUGCCACAGCAGAAGAUUCAAGCAUGGAUAGAGCGGAUAGCUCAUCAUGUUAAGGAGAUUAUACGCUGUAGUGAUGGCGAUGAGUUUAAGGUCGUACAGGGAAGAAUAGCUGUAAGCAAAGCUGGAAGGUCCGUGAUUAAAAGAAAGCUAUUAAGACAGGAAGAUCUUGGGGAUCUCUAA
Messenger RNA from Paracoccidioides brasiliensis Pb18, 351 nucleotides. RefSeq lists its product as uncharacterized. Bases 1 to 351 code for a protein of 116 amino acids. The transcript is spliced from 2 exons. The record is from RefSeq and is a predicted model, not a curated record.